AUGACCCUCUCGGGGGACCUCAAUUUCUGUUUCCCGGUGCGGGAGUUAUCCAACGAACGCGUCAAGAUAACUCCGUUCAAGGCAUCAAUUCAUUCGUCCCCAUUUUGUGCCAUCGCGCCAGCUCACCCGGAGCUGUGGGCACACAUGCCUGCUGGCCCAUUCCAAACCGUACAGGAUUUUGACACCGAUUUUCUCCAAGCCAUAGUCCAUCCUGAUCCAGGAAUGGUGUUAUUUGCCAUCAUAGAUAAAACGAAACCAUCAUCUGUGGCAGAUGAGGAAGGCGAACUGGCUGGGAUCAUGUCCUAUAUGAACUCUUCUUCUGUGAAUCUGUGCACAGAAAUAGGGUAUAUCGUUAUCCUUCCCCCAUUUCAAAGGACGCACGUCAAUUCCAAUGCUGUUGGGCUUCUUUUGCAGUAUGCACUGGAAUUACCAUCACAUGGCGGUCUGGGGUUGCGAAGAGUUCAGUGGCAAUGCAGCUCCAUGAACGCCCCUUCUAUUCGCGCUGCCGAGCGACUAGGCUUCAAGAAGGAAGGAGUUAUGAAAUGGCAUCGUGUAUAUCAUAGAGGCAACGACACAGGCAAAGUACAUAAUGGCCGUGAUUUCCCUCGAGGUAGUCAUGGCGAACAAGACUAUGCAAGGGACACGGUUAUUCUUAGUCAUUGUUGGGAUGAUUGGGAGCAGGGAGGGAGGGAGACGAUACAAACAAUAAUGGAUAGACGGCAUUUUCAAAGCAGAUGA
Suillus paluster is the source of this 738-nucleotide messenger RNA. RefSeq names its product GNAT family acetyltransferase. The record is from RefSeq and is a predicted model, not a curated record. NCBI's taxonomy places the organism in Eukaryota, Fungi, Basidiomycota, Agaricomycetes, Boletales, Suillaceae. The transcript has 3 exons. Gene Ontology annotation, molecular function: protein N-terminal-serine acetyltransferase activity; protein-N-terminal-alanine acetyltransferase activity. The coding region runs from base 1 to 738 and encodes 245 amino acids.